CGUUUUCAACUACCGUUUUCUACUCUCCACAGUCCACCACUCUCUGUAACCUUCAGAAGAGCAAUUAAUGGCGCUGCAGUAAUGAAGUAACACAUUCAAUUCAUUAAUCUCUGUUAAUUUCAUUGAAGAAUCACAUCAGUUUCUUCAUUAAUUUCCAUCCCCAUUUCUAAAUCCAAAACCCCCAUCUUCUUCUUCUGAAUCUAAUUUCUUCUUCAUUUAGGGAUUUUCAGUUUAUUUGGGUUCUUAAUAAGCUAAUUAAGGUAUAACCAUUGCCUGAUCUUGUCUAUAAAAUCCCUAAUUUCUAGGGGUUUCAUGUGAAACUACAUUUUUCUGAUGAUGAAUAAGAGAAAUCUACAUUUUCAGCUUGGUCUUGAGAGAAAAUGGCUGAUACUAUUAAUAACAGGAUGUUCAAUCCUCUCAUUAAUUUUACUACUUCUAUCAACAUUUGGAAAAUCAGACCAGAAAUCUAAUGGAUUAAAUUUUGUGGGGAAAAAUGAUUUGUUAAGUGUAUCGAAAUCGAGGCCGCCGCGGCUGGCGUAUUUGAUAUCGGGAACGAAAGGGGAUGGGCCGAAGAUGAGGAGAUUGUUGCAAGCAGUGUAUCAUCCAUGGAAUUAUUAUUUAUUGCAUCUUGAUAUCGAAGCGACGGAUAAUGAAAGGAUUGGAUUGGCUAAGUUUGUCAAGUUUGAUUUGGUUAUGAGAAGGUUUGAUAAUGUGAAGGUGGUGGGGAAAGCAAAUGUGGUUACUUAUAAAGGGCCGACGAUGAUUGCGGCGACAUUACAUGGUGUUGCGAUUUUGUUGAAGCAGGGGAUGGACUGGGAUUGGUUUAUUAAUCUUAGUCCUUCUGAUUAUCCACUCAUGUCUCAAGAUGACAUUCUUCAUGUUUUCUCGUACUUACCUAGGGAUCUGAAUUUUCUAGAGCAUACCAGUAAUAUUGGUUGGAAAGAGUCUCAAAGAGCAAGGCCUCUCAUUAUUGACCCUGGACUAUACCAUUCAAAGAAGUCUGAUGUAUUUUGGGCCAAAGAAAAAAGGACUAUUCCCUUCUCCUUCAAGCUAUUUACAGGGUCUGCGUGGGUGGUGCUGACAAGAUCAUUCUUGGAGUUUACCGUGUUAGGAUGGGAUAAUCUCCCACGUACCCUGCUCAUGUACUACACAAACUUCCUUUCAUCCCCCGAGGGCUACUUCCACACUGUCAUAUGCAACUCAAAGGAUUACCAGAAUACAACUGUUAACCAUGAUUUGCAUUACAUAAUGUGGGAUAACCCGCCAAAGCAACAUCCCCUGACAUUAACUUCGCAACAUUUUGACAGAAUGGUCGAGAGUGGGAGCCCAUUUGCACGCAAGUUUGCGAAGGACGAUCCUGUGUUGGACAGAAUCGACAAAGAGUUGUUGAAGAGAUCUGAUGGUCGGUUUACACCAGGUGGAUGGUGCAGGGGUAGUUCAAUAUUUGGUAGAGAUCCUUGCAGUGUUCAGGGGAAUCCUGAUGUCAUUAGACCAUCUUUAAGUUCAAGAAGACUAGAAAAUCUCCUACUGAAACUUCUUGAUCCUGACAAGUUCAGGUCUAAACAAUGUAAAUAGCUGUAAACUUCGUCAAUCUAGAACACGGUACAAUCAAAUGUUUCUCAAUCUUUUAAUUUAGAUACGUCUCUCUUUGAAACAUGAAAUGCUUCCGUUUCAAGAACACAUAACAGAGGAGAUUAUUGGAUCAAUGUGAAACAUUAAACAGAUACA
Messenger RNA from Papaver somniferum (opium poppy), 1728 nucleotides. Its product is annotated as beta-glucuronosyltransferase GlcAT14B-like. The transcript is spliced from 4 exons. The record is from RefSeq and is a predicted model, not a curated record. Gene Ontology annotation, molecular function: glucuronosyltransferase activity. Gene Ontology annotation, cellular component: membrane. NCBI's taxonomy places the organism in Eukaryota, Viridiplantae, Streptophyta, Magnoliopsida, Ranunculales, Papaveraceae. The coding region runs from base 334 to 1575 and encodes 413 amino acids.